Myripristis murdjan (pinecone soldierfish) is the source of this 7351-nucleotide messenger RNA. It is a transcript of the gene cacna1ea, whose product is annotated as calcium channel, voltage-dependent, R type, alpha 1E subunit a. Gene Ontology annotation, molecular function: high voltage-gated calcium channel activity. Gene Ontology annotation, biological process: calcium ion import across plasma membrane; chemical synaptic transmission. Gene Ontology annotation, cellular component: membrane; neuronal cell body; voltage-gated calcium channel complex. The record is from RefSeq and is a predicted model, not a curated record. The transcript has 48 exons. Lineage: Eukaryota; Metazoa; Chordata; Actinopteri; Holocentriformes; Holocentridae.
GAAGGUGGAGGGGGAAUGUUGGGGGUGGAUGGAGACUUGGCAGUCAGUCCCAAUGUGAUCAAGAGACGCCGAGGUGGCCUGAUCGAGCAGAGGGACAUUGUCAAAGCCCACCAGGCGCACAAGAUACAGAGCACACCACAGGCACGCCGCAAGGAGUGGGAAAUGGCUCGGUUUGGAGACGACGUCCCGGGCUUGUUGAGCUCUGGGGAGGGGGGUUCUGAGCGUAACCGGAACCGGGAUGGAGCGGCUGUGUCCACAGGUGGCCUCUCUCCAGCCUUCAAGCAGACCAAAGCGCAGCGUGCCCGCACCAUGGCCCUGUACAACCCCAUCCCCGUCAGGCAGAACUGCUUCACCGUCAACAGGUCGCUCUUCAUCUUUGGGGAAGACAACGUGGUCAGGAAGUACGCCAAGAAAAUCAUAGAGUGGCCUCCGUUUGAGUACAUGAUCCUCGCCACCAUCAUCGCCAACUGUAUUGUCUUGGCGCUGGAGCAGCACCUGCCUGGAGAGGACAAAACACCCAUGUCUAAGAGACUGGAAAAGACGGAGCCCUACUUCAUAGGGAUGUUCUGUUUUGAGGCGGGGAUAAAGAUCAUCGCCCUGGGGUUUGUGUUCCAUAAAGGCUCCUACCUCAGGAACGGAUGGAACGUCAUGGACUUCAUAGUGGUCCUCAGUGGGAUCCUGGCCACCGCAGGAGCACAUAUGAACAUCCCUGUAGACCUGCGGACUCUGAGGGCAGUACGCGUGCUGAGACCUCUUAAACUGGUGUCAGGCAUCCCCAGCCUGCAGAUAGUCCUGAAGUCCAUCAUGAAGGCCAUGGUUCCUCUGCUGCAGAUCGGCCUGCUGCUCUUCUUUGCCAUCCUCAUGUUUGCCAUCAUUGGCCUGGAGUUCUACAGCGGAAAACUUCACAAAACCUGCAAACCGGUGCCUGGGAUACUGGAAAAUGAGACGGUGGACCUGUCUGAGUCGGAGUUCCCGUGCGGCGUGCGUCAGUGUCCUGCCAAGUACGACUGUAAUAACACCUGGAUCGGCCCGAAUGACGGCAUCACCCAGUUUGACAACAUCCUGUUUUCUGUGCUCACUGUCUUCCAGUGUAUCACCAUGGAGGGAUGGACCACUGUGCUCUAUAAUACCAAUGAUGCCUUGGGCGCGACCUGGAACUGGCUCUACUUCAUCCCUCUCAUCAUCAUCGGCUCCUUCUUUGUCCUCAAUCUGGUGUUGGGAGUUCUGUCUGGGGAGUUUGCCAAGGAGAGAGAGAGGGUGGAGAACCGCAGGGCCUUCAUGAAACUGAGACGCCAGCAACAGAUUGAGAGAGAGCUCAACGGCUAUCGAGCCUGGAUUGACCGUGCAGAGGAGGUGAUGCUUGCUGAGGAAAAUAAGAACUCAGGACCUUCUGCCCUCGAUGCUCUCACGAGGCUCCCAGAGUGGAGUAAAGAUGGUAACUAUGUGUUGAAAAGAGCCACCACCAUCAAAAGGAGAGGGAUGGACGUGGUGCGCCAUGGGCAAUCAGGAGAGGAACAAUAUGGUGACAUCUCCUCCGUAGGCAUCCCCAUGGCCAGAGUCAGCAUCAGGAGCGCUAAGCGAGGUCCCACGGCGUAUUUUCGCCGCAAGGAGCGUCUCCUGCGAAUCUCCAUCCGCCGCAUGGUGAAGACACACACUUUCUACUGGACGGUGCUGGGCCUGGUGGCUCUCAACACGCUGUGUGUGGCAAUUGUUCACCAUAACCAGCCUCUCUGGUUGUCCAACUUCCUCUACUAUGCAGAGUUCCUGUUCCUGGCUCUGUUUCUAACUGAGAUGUUCCUGAAGAUGUACAGCCUGGGACCGCGCCUCUACUUCCACUCCUCUUUCAACUGCUUUGACUGCAGUGUAAUUGUUGGUAGCAUCUUUGAGGUGCUGUGGGGUUUCUUCAGGCCUGGUACGUCCUUUGGCAUCAGUGUCCUGCGUGCCCUUCGUCUGCUUAGGAUCUUCAAGAUCACUAAGUACUGGGCAUCUCUGAGAAACCUGGUCGUCUCUUUGAUGAAUUCCAUGAAGUCUAUCAUCUCCCUAAUCUUCCUCCUCUUCCUCUUUAUCGUCGUCUUCGCACUGCUUGGCAUGCAGCUCUUUGGUGGAAGGUUCAUCUUCGACGACUACACCCCGACAAACUUUGACACCUUUCCUGCAGCCAUCAUGACUGUCUUUCAGAUCCUGACUGGGGAGGACUGGAAUGAGGUGAUGUACAACGGUAUUCGCUCUCAAGGAGGGGUCAAGUCCGGCAUGUGGUCUUCCAUCUACUUCAUUGUCCUCACUCUGUUUGGAAACUACACACUGCUUAAUGUCUUCUUGGCCAUUGCUGUGGAUAACCUUGCUAAUGCCCAAGAGCUCACCAAGGAUGAAGAGGAAGCAGAGGCGGCCUUCAACGAGAAACAUGCUCUCCAGAAGGCCAAGGAGGUCGGGCCGAUGUCCUCCUUUAUGUCCUCAGACCGGAGGAGGCGGCCCUACCUGUACAGGAAAAGAGCCAUCCACCGCAGCCGGCCUGCCUACUCCUACUCCCUGGAGGAGGCCCAGGGCAGCAUCAGGGAGGGCUGCCCACCCCCACCUCUCAACACCUCUAACUCUUUCAUGUCCAGGAGGGAGAGGAGAAGAAGGAUGACCAUGUCAGUGUGGGAGCAGAGGACCAGCCAGCUGCGGAGACAGCGCCAGAUGUCCAGCCGCGAGAUCCUGUACAGCAGCCCCAGUGAGGAGAAGGACGGGCCUCCCGCUUCAGCCCAGGGCCAGCCUGGACACCCGCUGUCACAGUGCCGCAAGGCCACUCAGCGUACUCCCUCAAGCAGCCUCAAGCGCCUGGAAGACCCCCCGGCUCCUACUGCCGAGAUGCAGACUGCAGCCUCACCAAUCCACAUGGACAUGCCUCUGGAUACUGGUCUGUCUGGUAGCAUACCUGAACCGCCACUGUCAGUGUUGGUGCCAGAGUCUUUAGAUCCCACCAGCAUGUCUGUUCCUGACCCCCCAAUGUCCAUACUAGAGCCAGCUGAAUCAGAUUCCACCUCUGACGGCGGAAAGCUAGGUGUCAACCAAAGCCACAACCCUCUUAGUGAACAUCGGAGCCCCAGGCUGAACGGCGAACGGCGGCACAGAGCCGUGAAGAAGUUCAGGCCGCCAGAUAACAGCGACACCCUGGCGACCCCUGAGGCAGGAGGUCAUCGUGGUAUCAGGGGCAGGAGGGCACUGCAUCGUUGCGAACCACAGACUGAGGGGUCUUCUCCGGGGGAUGGAAGCCAUUUGGCUAGUCGGUCUGCCAGCAGGGAAAGGGGAAGAAACGCAGGGGAAGCAGAGGAUAAGGAAGCGGGCACAGAGAAGGAGGGAGAGGUGUGCCAACCUGAAGAGAGCAGGUGAGACAGAUCUACAGCUGCUCAUCUAAGAGACACCCAGACUCAAGUGGGAGCCCCCUCUCCUCAGAACCACGAGGAACCCUCUCAGGAAUCAGACCUGCCCACUCUCCAGCAGAGCUCGCCCCCAGGCAUCCCAGAGGGCGAUAAGGGAGACACGGAGGCAGAGCACGGCACAGCAGUGUGUGUGGACCAGGAGAAAUCUCUGCUCAGCUCCAAUGUGAUAAUAGAGGUGCCCAGCGUGCAGUCAGGCCUGGAGCUCUCCACUAUCACAGUCAACAGUAAAGACCCUGAAGCCUGCAAGUCAGAGAAGGAGGAGGCAGAGGAGACCAAGCCUGUCAACACUGUGACCCCAGAUAGCAUGUUCAUCUUCAAACCUGACAACCCGGUGCGACGAGCAUGCCACUACGUCGUGAACCUCAGGUACUUUGAGAUGUCCAUCCUGCUGGUCAUAGCUGCAAGUAGUAUAGCGCUGGCUGCUGAGGACCCUGUGGCCACCUCCUCUGACUGGAAUAAGGUCCUGCGAUAUUUUGAUUAUGUAUUCACUGGAGUCUUCACCUUUGAAAUGAUUAUAAAGAUGAUUGACCAGGGUCUGAUCCUCCAUGACGGCUCCUACUUCAGAGACCUGUGGAACAUCCUUGACUUCAUCGUCGUGGUCGGAGCACUUGUGGCUUUCGCCCUCACCAAUGUGAUGGGAAACAACAAAGGACGAGACAUUAAAACCAUCAAAUCUCUCAGAGUGCUGCGUGUCCUCAGACCUCUGAAGACCAUCAAGAGGCUCCCUAAGCUCAAGGCGGUGUUUGACUGUGUGGUGACGUCGCUGAAGAACGUCUUCAACAUCCUCAUCGUCUACAAGCUCUUCAUGUUCAUCUUUGCCGUCAUUGCCGUGCAGCUCUUCAAGGGAAAGUUUUUCUACUGCACUGACGGUUCAAAGGACACAGAGAAGGACUGCCAGGGUUACUACAUUGACUAUGGGAAGGAUAAGAAGGAGGUGAAGAGAAGAGACUGGAAGAGGCACGAGUUUCACUACGACAACAUCAUCUGGGCGCUGCUCACUCUCUUUACUGUUUCCACUGGAGAGGGAUGGCCACAGGUCCUGCAGCACUCUGUAGAUGUGACAGAGGAGGACAGGGGUCCAAGCCGUGGCAACAGGAUGGAGAUGUCCAUCUUCUACGUCAUUUACUUUGUUGUCUUUCCUUUUUUCUUUGUCAACAUCUUUGUGGCUCUCAUCAUCAUCACCUUUCAAGAACAGGGGGAUAAGAUGAUGGAGGAGUGCAGCCUAGAGAAAAAUGAGAGGGCGUGCAUAGACUUUGCCAUCGGUGCCAAGCCUCUGACCCGUUACAUGCCCCAGAAUCGACACACUUUCCAGUAUCGUCUUUGGCAUUUUGUGGUGUCACCCUCCUUUGAGUACACCGUCCUGGCCAUGAUUGCCCUCAACACCAUUGUGCUGAUGAUGAAGUAUUACUCUGCCCCACCGGUGUAUGAUGCUGUACUGAAGCACCUGAACACAGCCUUCACUGUUCUCUUCUCUAUCGAGUGUGUCCUCAAGAUCAUGGCCUUCGGCUUUCUGAACUACUUUCGAGACACGUGGAAUAUUUUUGACUUCAUCACCGUUUUGGGCAGCAUCAGUGAGAUAGUCGUAGACUUGCAGUCUGCUCAGUUCAACAUGAGCUUCCUGAAGUUGUUCAGAGCAGCUCGUUUGAUCAAACUGCUGAGGCAGGGCUACACCAUCCGGAUUCUUCUAUGGACCUUUGUCCAGUCCUUCAAGGCCUUGCCCUAUGUCUGCCUGCUCAUUGCCAUGCUCUUCUUCAUCUAUGCCAUCAUUGGCAUGCAGGUGUUUGGGAACAUCAAGCUGAAUGAGGAGACUCACAUUAACCAGCACAACAACUUCAAGACCUUCUUUGGGGCUCUAAUGCUGCUCUUCAGGAGUGCCACAGGGGAGUCGUGGCAGGAGAUCAUGCUGUCGUGUCUGGGGGGACAGCACUGUGAGAUGGACCCCUCUCUUCCUUCAACACCAGUGACGAAUGACCAGGAUGGGGGCUGUGGCACAGACUUUGCCUAUUUCUACUUUGUCUCAUUCAUCUUCUUCAGUUCCUUCCUGAUGUUGAACCUGUUUGUGGCUGUGAUCAUGGAUAACUUUGAGUAUCUGACUAGAGACUCCUCCAUCCUUGGGCCGCACCACCUGGAUGAGUUUGUCCGGAUCUGGGGGGAAUAUGACCGCGCCGCCUGUGGUCGUAUCCAUUACACUGACAUGUAUGAGAUGUUGACCAACAUGUCGCCACCCCUAGGCCUCGGCAAGAAAUGCCCCUCCAAGGUGGCAUAUAAGAGGCUGGUUCUUAUGAACAUGCCUGUGGAUGAAGAAAUGUCGGUCCACUUCACCUCCACCCUCAUGGCCCUCAUCCGCACAGCGCUGGAGGUCAAGAUAGCCAGAGGAGGGGAGGACCGAGGUCAGAUGGAUCUUGACCUGCAGAAGGAGAUCAGUGUCAUCUGGCCUCACCUUUCUCAGAAGACAUUGGACCUGCUGGUUCCCAUCCACAAAGCUAGUGACAUGACCAUAGGGAAGAUCUACGCCGCCAUGAUGAUCAUGGACUACUACAAGCAGAGCAAAGCCAAGAAGCUCCGACAACAGCUGGAGGAACAGAAACACGCUCCUAUGUUCCAGCGCAUGGACGCCUCAUCUCUCCCUCAAGAAAUCCUGUGCAGUGCCAAAGCGCUGCCGUUCCUCACGCACAGUGCCGGAUCCGCUCUCACCAGAGGAGGCUUCGUUGCUCUGAGCCCCAUCUCUCCCCAGGAGAUGUUCCUGCGGCCGCUGGCUCACACCAUGGAGGAGAAAGAGGAGGAGGAGGACUACCACCUGCCCUACCACCACUACCACCACGCACAUCAUCACCAGCACCACCACUUACACACACUGGUACCAGAGGUGGUGGAGUAUAACCGCGUGAUGCAGCAGGCCAGGCAGGACCCCACCAUCAUGCGAUCACCUCAGCGCACGGCGUCUAUCAGAGCGUCCUCCAUGCCCAGACUGGCUGUUGAUGCACAGCCUGGGACAGCAGCAGACAGUAAGCUGAUGAAGCGCUCCUUCUCCACCAUUGGGGACCAGUGUGUGAACGGCCUGUGGCAAGAGGAGCACUCUCUGGAGAGAAUCAGUCCUGACCGCACAUACAGGCCGCGGCAGAGGAGCUACAGAGGCCCCAGAAUCAAUCACAGAGAAGCGGGUGCCCAUGAGAGGGGGCGGUCGAAAGAACGGCGCCACCUACUGUCUCCUGACGUGUCACGCUGCAACUCUGAGGAGCGCAGUCAGGACCAAUCGCAAGAGCGGAGACAGUCUCGCUCACCUAGCGAGGGACGAGCACAUGCCUUACAGAGACAGGUCAACACAUCUGACAGCCCUGCCCCUUCAGCCUCAGACUCCGGUACACUGCGUAGUCGGCGCCAGCUGCCCCAGACCCCGUCUCGCCCGCGGCCUCUCAUCUCCUACUCCCCUCUAGUCUGCCAAGCACACCUGUCUCGCACACCAGCAGCCUCCUCCGAGGGACAGACCCAGCCUCAGGACGGCCCCGGGGGCUUGACGGAGACCCCAUGGAGGCCUGACAAGGAGGACGCACCACUGACUGCAGCUCAGGGGCCGUCCGGAGGUCAGGGAGGUCAGAUUUCAGGGGUGAGUCACUCAUCCCCUCACCGCUACAUCUCAGAGCCCUACCUCCCGUUCCAUGAGGACUUCCAGAGUGGCGAGGCAGGCAAGAACCAGGAGACCCUUACCUUUGAGGCUGCUAUGGCAACAAGCCUGGGGCGAGCCAACGCCAUAAGCUCCGCACCUCAGCUCAGACACUCCUGGCAGGUUCCUAAUGGGCAUUUCCGGAAGCACUUGGGCCAGGCCAGUCCGGUUGGUCCCAGCGAGCUGCUGAGUGACACGGACGAGGAUGACCGCUGCUAGGACCUAGAGGUGAAGAGGAAGAAGAGGACGGACAGAGUGACUGGUCACCUCA